Sphaeroforma arctica JP610 is the source of this 1172-nucleotide messenger RNA. RefSeq lists its product as hypothetical. The annotation marks the transcript as partial. NCBI's taxonomy places the organism in Eukaryota, Ichthyosporea, Ichthyophonida. The record is from RefSeq and is a predicted model, not a curated record. Gene Ontology annotation, cellular component: nucleus; epsilon DNA polymerase complex. The transcript is spliced from 7 exons. Gene Ontology annotation, biological process: nucleotide-excision repair, DNA gap filling; mitotic cell cycle; DNA replication proofreading. Gene Ontology annotation, molecular function: single-stranded DNA 3'-5' DNA exonuclease activity; DNA-directed DNA polymerase activity; DNA binding.
CCGGUGGUGAUCCUUUCCGUGCGACGCGUGUGCGGUCGCUGAAGAAUGCCCAUUGGCACGUGCUGCAGUUGGAGCAGAUUGCUGAGCAGCCGGGAGUGUUUAAGAUGUGGGUCAUUGUGCAUGGACAGAUGCGCUCGUUUACGCUGACGGUGCCGCGGGUGUUCUACGUCAACACACGUACUGAGGAUAACUUUGAGAAAUGGCCGCGGGUGAAUCUGAAGCUGCCGCGUGGGUCUCCAUGUCUGUAUCUAUACGAGUUCAGGCAGAGUGAAGCACGGUACCAGCGCAUGUUCCAUGAUGUCAAGAUGUUGGCUGAGCUGAUGAGUCAUCCCGAUGUGGAAGGCGUGUAUGAGACCAAAGUGCCGCUUGACUAUCGCGCACUGGUGCAGCUGGGAUGUAUCGUACAACUGGCCGCAGAUAGCAAGCACUCCAAUACAGACAUCGACUUCGAGCUCAAGGAUCUGGAUGUGAAGCGUGACCGCAAUAUAGUACAACGCUCCUACCUACCGAGAAAUUCGUUCGACUAUAUCUAUUUAUAUCACAGCGCGGGACAAGCCGCCAAUGACCGACGCGCUAUAUACGGACUAUUCUUCUCGGCCACUAAGAAGGCGACGAUAUUGGUGGUGGACACAGUUAUUAACAAUCAACUGGGCAAUGUCAGACGACUGUACGAAACCAAUCGGUCGGAUAGAGAGAAUUGGCUGCGCCAAUGGGCUGCCGCACAGACGGACAUCAUGGGAGAUCCAAUCAGAUUCGAACACUUGGUGCCGCAGGAGUACAAGUUUGAGGUUCACCAUGUCCUCCCAGAACGUCAGCUAUACACGGCCUUGCAGAAGGCUGUGACUGACCAUGUGCUGGAAGUGCGUGAGAACGGUGACCAGCGACCCACAUUGCUGGUGGCGCAGACAGCCACACCCGUCACCAAACUAGCUCAGAGCGUGCCUGCGUUUAACGACUACCCAUGCUUGAACAUCAAUCACAACCACCUGCACAAUAACUACCCCGCGCUACAGUGGCAAGAAGCGGCCGUCAAGCAAAUGUUCAUCACGAGUGUCUUCAAGGAGGAAUGGCUCGAUACGCAGAUCGAACACGCACGGUAUGGACAAGUGCCAGUGGGCAAUCUACCACCAGACGUCACUACAUUCGUCGCAGAUAUCGAAUUCUCACGGCAG